Molecule: messenger RNA, 3905 nt
Organism: Lynx canadensis (Canada lynx)
Lineage: Eukaryota; Metazoa; Chordata; Mammalia; Carnivora; Felidae
Gene: LRCH2
Product: leucine rich repeats and calponin homology domain containing 2
Exons: 22
Coding region: 1-2304 (767 amino acids)
Molecular function (GO): protein binding
Source: RefSeq, a predicted model, not a curated record
AUGGCGGCGAGUCAGGGAGGUGGUGUUAACAGUGGGGGCGGCGGUUGUGGUGGAGGUGGAAGUAGCGGUGGCGGUGGCGCAGCCGGAGGGGGAGGUGGCGGAGCCGGAGGGGGAGGCGGCGGCGGCGGCGGCGGCGGGACCCUGGUGGUGCCCAUCCCGGUACCGACUCUUUUCGGUCAGCCGUUCCCCAACGGGCCGCAGUGGAACCCGGGGAGCCUGCAGCCUCAGCACACGGUGAGGAGCCUGGACCGGGCCCUGGAGGAGGCGGGCAACUCCGGCAUCCUGAGCCUCAGCGGUAGGAAACUCCGAGACUUCCCCGGCAGCGGCUACGACCUGACGGACACCACCCAAGCAGAUCUUUCGAGAAACCGUUUUACAGAAAUUCCUUCUGAUGUUUGGUUAUUUGCACCUCUUGAAACAUUAAAUUUAUAUCAUAAUUGCAUCAAAACCAUUCCUGAAGCUAUUAAAAACCUGCAGAUGUUAACAUACCUUAACAUUAGUCGAAAUCUUUUGUCAACAUUGCCAAAAUACCUAUUUGACCUUCCCCUUAAAGUUUUGGUCGUCAGUAAUAAUAAACUGGUAUCCAUUCCAGAAGAAAUUGGCAAGUUAAAAGACUUAAUGGAAUUGGAUAUCAGCUGCAAUGAGAUUCAGGUCCUUCCCCAACAAAUGGGAAAAUUACAUUCACUUAGAGAGCUAAAUAUCAGAAGAAAUAAUCUUCACGUGUUGCCAGAUGAAUUAGGAGAUCUUCCCUUAGUCAAGCUGGAUUUCUCCUGUAAUAAAGUGACCGAAAUUCCAGUUUGUUACAGGAAGCUGCAUCAUUUGCAAGUAAUGAUUUUGGAUAAUAAUCCAUUGCAAGUACCACCAGCACAGAUAUGUUUAAAGGGUAAAGUACACAUAUUUAAAUACUUAAAUAUCCAAGCAUGUUGCAGAAUGGAUAAGAAACCAGAUUCUCUGGAUCUUCCCUCGCUGAGUAAAAGGAUGCCCUCCCAGCCUCUCACAGACAGUAUGGAAGAUUUUUAUCCAAAUAAAAAUCAUGGCCCUGACUCUGGGAUUGGAAGUGAUAAUGGAGAGAAACGGUUAUCUACAACUGAACCAUCAGAUGACGACACAAUCAGCCUUCACUCUCAAGUCUCCGAGUCAAAUAGAGAACAGACAUUAAGAAAUGACAGUCACUCAAUUGGAAGCAAACCUGAUUCUCAGAAAGACCAGGAGGUGUAUGAUUUUAUUGAUCCCAACACAGAAGAUGUAGCAGUUCUUGAACAAGGAGAUGCACAUAUUGGAUCAUAUGUCUCUUUCCUUAAGGGAAAAGAAAAAGGUCCUGAGAAAUCUCAGAAAAAUGAAGAAUUGGGAGAUGAAAAAAGACUUGGGAAAGAACAGUUACUUGCAGAGGAAGAGGAUGAUGAUUUGAAGGAAGUAACUGAUUUGAGGAAAAUAGCCGCUCAGUUAUUGCAGCAAGAGCAGAAGAACAGGAUUCUUAACCAUUCAACUUCUGUCCCAAGAAACAAGCCAAAACAAACUGUGGAAUGCGAAAAGAGUGUCUCAGCAGAUGAAGUUAAUUCACCGUUAUCACCUCUCACAUGGCAGCCUUUAGAAAAUCAGAAGGAUCAAAUAGAUGAACAGCAGUGGCCAGAAUCUCAACCUAUAAUCUGGCAGAGUGAAGAAAGGAGGCGGAGCAAACAGAUUAGAAAAGAAUAUUUCAAGUAUAAAUCAUCAAGGAAGAGUUCAAGUGGCAAUGAAAACGAUGAGCAAGACAGUGAUAAUGCUUAUAUGUCACCACAAUCUCCAGUAUCAUCUGAGGAGUAUGAUAGAACUGAUGGUUUUUCACAUGGUCCUUUUGGCUUGAAGCCUAGAUCAGCUUUUAGCCGCUCAUCUCGUCAGGAAUAUGGGGCAGCAGAUCCAGGAUUUACAAUGAGAAGAAAGAUGGAACAUCUCCGGGAAGAACGAGAGCAAAUACGACAACUUCGCAACAAUCUUGAAUCCAGGUUAAAAGUCAUUUUGCCUGAUGACAUUGGAGCUGCACUGAUGGAUGGGGUUGUUCUUUGCCAUUUAGCCAAUCAUAUAAGGCCACGCUCCGUAGCUAGUAUUCAUGUGCCAUCACCAGCAGUGCCUAAACUGAGCAUGGCAAAAUGUCGAAGAAAUGUAGAAAAUUUUCUUGAUGCAUGUAAAAAGUUGGGUGUCUCACAGGAAAGACUCUGUUUGCCUCAUCAUAUUCUGGAAGAGAGAGGUCUUGUGAAAGUUGGUGUCACAGUGCAGGCUCUUCUUGAAUUACCUACAACCAAGGCAUCUCAGCUUUCUACGGCUUGAUAUUCAUAGAGCAGCGAUUGAAGAAUAGGUGUGUAUUUGGAAUCUGGCCAUUUGUGGAUCCUGUAAAUCUUAGGAUCCUCAAUGAACAUGAUGUUGAAUUAAACACAGACCAUUCUAUAAAUAUUUUCCUAAGUAUGCCAUGUUACCUAAAGUCCUUGUUUAGUUUGGAGCUGGAUAAAUUUACGUUGGUAGGAGUGCAGGAAUUUUUCAAAAACAUUACUGUAAUAACUCAGUUUGCUAUAGAAGAACCUUAGUAUAAUUACUUUUGUAGUAGCCAAGCAAGUACCAUAUCUUAAAUAUGUGAUUAUUUGCACUUGUUACCUCUUAAUAUGGAUGCAACUUAUUAAAAGUGUUGGCCUGGGUAUUUCAAAGGGUAUAUAUAAAAGGUAAAAACUAGUGUGCCAAAUGGUAUAAUAAGGGUUGGUUUAGAAACAACUCUACUUUUAUUGAUCAGUUGGCAAUGAAGCCAUAUAAUUACAUUUUGGCAUUAGAAUACACGUGUGUUCUUUACAUUCCCCAAGUGUGAAAUUGGAGCUUUUAAAGAACUAAAGCUUCUUAUAACUGUAAGGUUUAAAAUUAAAUUAUUAGUAAUUUAUUACUUUAAAUAUUUCAGCUAAUUAGUUACUAUUUUUCAGUUGGAUUUAAAAAAAAACUUCAUUGGCAUAAUCAAUCUCCCUAGUGAAAACUUGGGUAAUAAAGGUAAGAAAUGGCAAAUAAAGAUCUCAAGUUGUUAGUUUUUAUUGUACAGAUCUGACAGCGUUACAAAUCAAGUGACCAUUAAGAGCUACAGCGAUCAUUCAUACUGCUUUCAUAGUUCCCAUGCGGUAGGAUUCCUCUUCUCAGUCAGUCUAGAUGUUAAUUAUUUUACAGGUAUUUUCCUGUUUCUCAUUGAAAUUAUAGGCCAUUUCCUUAUUGCAUUUCACUUACUUGUCAGUUAUUGCUUUAAAGGGAAAAUACACCAGAACCUCACUUACAGCAUUCUUCGCCGCAAAGCAAAAUUCCAUUUAAGAUGGGUCCAUCUGAGGUUCACAUCAUGUCAGUCUAUUUACUCUAGUGCCAAAAGGCAACACCACCUCUAAGUCAGUUUCUCAGCAUAGUCCCCAAGGACACAUUUUAUCAAGGCUCUGAUGUAUUUCUUUUAGUAGUUUUUAAAAUAAGUGUAAAUUUUAUUCUAAAUGGUUUUUAUGGUUAUUUUAUAUUUACUUCAUCACUUAUUGAAUUAAGAAUGAUUAUAAUUAUUUGAAUUGGAUUUGUGAUUUGAAGGGGUUAAAUAAGUCAAGCAAAUAUUUUAUCAGGCCCUAAAAAAUGUAGUAGAUAGCUACUUCUGCUAAAUUUUAUUACUGUAUGGCACAAGAAAGAAGUGAUGUUGGAUAUGUUAGAAUUGAAAUAAGGAGUAAAAAUGCAUUACCAUUUGUUUAAUAAUUAUCUUGACAGAAUGCUAGUUUAUCGACUUUUCUAAGUGAAUUUUUUGAAGAAUUCAGAAAUCUUUGUAUUGGUCACAGAUCUAUCAUAAUUGAUUUUCUGAUGCAUUUAAAAAUAAAUGGAACACUAAAUGUAUAUUACCGAUGCAAACUGUGGAUAAAGUUGAAUGAAAAAAUUAA